Molecule: messenger RNA, 3587 nt
Organism: Pseudophryne corroboree (corroboree frog)
Lineage: Eukaryota; Metazoa; Chordata; Amphibia; Anura; Myobatrachidae
Product: zinc finger protein ZFP2-like
Exons: 7
Coding region: 202-2493 (763 amino acids)
Biological process (GO): regulation of DNA-templated transcription
Source: RefSeq, a predicted model, not a curated record
GAGGAGUCAGUCUCCAGGAAGCAGCCUGUGCCAAUCAUUCCUUCAUUCCUUAGUUCCGGCCUAUGCGUUCCACACACAGGAAGUGAGUUUCCAUCGGUUGCUGCAGCCUCCCAGUGUACGUCGUGAUCAGACACUACAGCUGUGAGGAACCAGAGUCUUUAUUACACGUCACAUGUUCUCUAUUCUUAUCUAUCGCUAAGCAUGGACACGGCCGGGAGUCACAGGACUGAGAGGAUAAUAAAUAUCACCCUGGAGAUCAUCUACCUGCUGACUGGAGAGGAUUACACAGUAGUGAGGAAGACAUCCGGUGAGUGUGAGACACCCAGCAGCCAUCACCAUGUGUCAGGAGGACUGAGCAGGACCCAGAGCCCCAUCACGGUGCCUCCACCUCACUCACUGAUACAUGAGAGGCACAAUGACCAGAAGAUCCUGGAUCUCACCAACAAGAUCAUUCAGCUGCUGACUGGAGAGGUGCAUAUAAGUUAUCAGGAAGUCACUGUCUAUAUCUACAUGCAGGAGGGGGAGUAUAUAGAGGAACACAGGGGUCUGUACAAGGACGUGAUGAUGGAGAAUCACCGGCCCCUCACAUCACUGGAUGUACUCAGUAACAGAGAUACCCCAGAGAGAUGUCCCCAUCCUCUGUAUUCCCAGGAUUGUACAGAGGAGAAUCACAGGACCCCACAGGAGGAUCAGGUAGAAUGUCUGUCUGAUAUUAAAACAGAAGAUACAGAGGGAGAAGAAGACACGUAUGUGACUGAUAUGAAGGCAGAAGAUAUAGAGGGAGAAGAAGAGACGUAUGUGACUGAUAUGAAGGCAGAAGAUAUAGAGGGAGAAGAAGAGACGUAUGUGACUGAUAUGAAGGCAGAAAAUAUAGAGGAAGAAGAGACGUAUGUGACUGAUAUGAAGGCAGAAGAUACCGAGGGAGAAGAAGAGACGUAUGUGACUGAUAUGAAGGUAGAAGAUACAGAGGAAGAAGAAGAGACGUAUGUGACUGAUAUGAAGGCAGAAGAUAUAGAGGGAGAAGAAGAGACGUAUGUGACUGAUAUGAAGGCAGAAGAUAUAGAGGGAGAAGAAGAGACGUAUGUGACUGAUAUGAAGACAGAAGAUAUAGAGGGAGAAGAGGAGACGUAUGUGACUGAUAUGAAGGCAGAAGAUAUUGAGGGAGAAGAAGAGACGUAUGUGACUGAUAUGAAGGCAGAAGGUACAGAGGGAGAAGAAGAGACGUAUGUGACUGAUAUGAAGGCAGAAGAUAUAGAGGGAGAAGAAGAGACGUAUGUGAGGGGUGAUCAGCAGUGUAAGGAGGACGAGAUCCCUACAGAUAUCAGCACAGAUGGACACACAAGCAGAAAUAUCUCAGAAGGACAUCUAAUGUUAUCCCCGGAUUGUGAAAUAAAAGAUAAUGACAGCAGUCAGGAUUCUCCAGGAGAUAACCCCAUUACCCCAAUUAUACAUCCAGCUCUAUCAGCUGGUCCCUCUGAUCCUGGGAAAUGUUCUCCUGAUCACUCUGAUAUUGGUGCAUCUGUUACAGCUCUGACAGUAGAUACAGUGUUUCCCUGUUCUAUAGAUGCCAAAUGUUUUACACAGAACACAAACCUUAUUACCCAUCAGCCAGCUAAGGCAAAUGACAGGCCAUUUCCAUGUUCUGAGUGUGGGAAAUGUUUUCUACAGAAAUCACAACUUGUUAAACAUCAGAGAAUUCACACAGGUGAGAAGCCAUUUUCUUGCUGUGAGUGUGGGAAAUGGUUUCCAUACAAAUCAAAUCUUGUUAAACAUCAGAUAAGUCACACAGGUGAGAAGCCAUUUCCAUGUUCUGAGUGUGGGAAAUGUUUUGCAUACAAAUCAGUUCUUGUUAUACAUCAGAGAAGUCACACAGGUGAGAAUCCAUUUCCAUGUUCUGAGUGUGGGAAAUGUUUUGCAUACAAAUCAGCUCUUGUUAUACAUCAGAGAAGUCACACAGGUGAGAAGCCAUUUCCAUGUUCUGAGUGCGGGAAAUGUUUUACAUGCAAAUCAGAUCUUGUUAAACAUCAGAGAAGUCACACAGGUGAGAAGCCAUUUCCAUGUUCUGAGUGCGGGAAAUGUUUUACACUGAAAUCAAAUCUUUUUAUACAUCAGAGAAGUCACACAGGUGAGAAGCCAUUUCCAUGUUCUGAGUGUGGGAAAUGUUUUGCAUACAAAUCAGCUCUUGUUAUACAUCAGAGAAGUCACACAGGUGAGAAGCUAUUUCCAUGUUCUGAGUGCGGGAAAUGUUUUACAUGCAAAUCAAAUCUUUUUAUACAUCGGAGAAGUCACACAGGUGAUAAGCCAUUUUCCUGUUCUGAAUGUGGGAAAUGUUUUAUUGAUAAAUUACAUCUUGUUAGACAUCAGAGAAUUCACACGGGUGAGAAGCCAUUUUCUUGCUCUGAGUGUGGGAAAUGUUUUUCACAAAAAUCACAACUUGUUAAACAUCAGAGAAGUCACACAGGUGAGAAGCCAUUUCCAUGUUCUGAGAAAUAAGUUCUUGUUGCACACAAUAGACGUCACUCAGGUGAGGAACCAUUUUAUUCUUCUGGAGUAUACUUAUCAUUGCCAUGUAACGUUCUUCAAGGUUCUUAUCCUAUCUCCCAUGCUUUUUGCAAUAUAUAUGCUACCACAGGGUGAAACAAUCAGACGUCAUGUCCUCGUUUACCACUGCUAUGCCGAUGACCUGUCUUUUUCUCCGUUACUGAGAUCCCAAUACCAAUCCUAAAUGUCUAGCUGAGCUCCAGGUGUGGGUGAUGCCAGUUGGCUGUGACUCAGUCUUGGUGAAACAGGUCCUUAUGAUAGAAGCUCACCAACAAAGGGCGGGGCAACAGCUCAACUUUGCCUACCAACCAGACUUACACUUGGGGGUUCAGAGUUACAAAAUGCUUAUCCAAUGUGGAAUCUUGGUGUCCUGGAUGGUGGAGUGACACUUGGACAUCAGGUAACAGCCACAAUCAGAUCUUCAUGUGAGGAACAUAGCCAGACUCCUGCACUUGAUUCCCUCAGAAUAUCUACCUACAGUCAAACAUGCAUUUGUAUCAUCACACACAGACCACUGUAAUAUCCUCUAUCUGGGUCUCACGGCAAAACAAUUGCACCACUUGUAGCUUGUACAGAAUGCAGCAGCCAGGAUGUUACCUAAUCAGCCCGUUCCUGCCACAUAACACCCAUUCUCUGCUCUCUCCGCCGGCUGCCUGUAAGAUGGUGACUCUACUACAUAAUCUUCUUACGGACUCUCCCAGCCCUACAUGACCAGGGUCCAUGGUACCAGAAGCAGCUUCUGCCUCCUUACUGCCCUGCUUGCUUUCUUCCAUCUGCAGAUGAAAGACUGUUACCAGCAGUACCAAGUAACCCCAUGCAGUACUGAGAUGUCAGGGGGGAGACAGGGUGGGUGGCACUAUUGCUGUAGCGGGGGCUGCCGGAGGUGCUGUCUGUGGGUAAUAUUGUCCCCAAGCAGCACUGAAGUGGCAGAGGGAGGACACGGUGGUGGCAGUAGUGGGGACUCAGGAGGCAGUGUGCGAGCAAUAUUGUCCUCACACAGCACUAAGGUGUCAGAGGGGGAGACAGGGCAGUGGCAGUAGUGGAGA